This is a messenger RNA of Cuscuta epithymum, 3157 nucleotides long. NCBI's taxonomy places the organism in Eukaryota, Viridiplantae, Streptophyta, Magnoliopsida, Solanales, Convolvulaceae. The record is from the annotation of a GenBank genome assembly.
CUUUCUCUCUCUUUGGGUGACGAGGGAGAAACGAGGUAUCCAUGUAUGUUUUCAAGAGCCAAAUCUAGAAGAAAACAAGAUUAGACAUUAUUGGGUUGCAUCUAUGUUAUGGAAGAAUCUUCGUUCCAUUUAAUUGUUUCAAAACAAUUUCCUUCGACUUUGUUGAAUUUUCUCCAACAUUGCCAUAACAAAAUUACUCCAUCCAAAAUGUUCUUCACUAUGGUUUUAAUCCUUAGCUUUUCAUCAAUUCUAUGUUUGUUGCGCCUUCAUCAAGGUUUGAGUUGCAUGAAUAAUCAAAGAAAGGUGAUGGCACAGAAGAAGUCAAACAAUUAUCUUGAGUAUAUCGUCUUGCAAAUUCGUGUUUGGCUAUACAAAUUUUUCUUGGGUCUAGAUAUGGCAAUUGGGACAUGCAUUGGUGUUUCCCCUUUCUCCUUCCGCCGGAGAAAAUUUUCUGCAUUAAUCGAGGAAAAAGAAAUGUUGGAGGAAAACAACAAAAUUGAUAAUCAAGUUAUUAAACCCAAUAUUGAUGAGGAAACUACAGAUGAUACAACAUCGAAUGAUGGUAAGAAAUUUAAUGGUUUCAUGGAGAGGAAGCUAUGUCAGUUGCCAAAAGAAUUCAUGGUACUAACAGAGAUAAGGAACAAGACUCUCAUCAUGAGGGACCUACUCGAUUUGUCUCCUUGCAAUGGUUCUACAUCUCUACAUGAUUUGUUGAUAUUGACUUUGAAGGAUCUAAGUAUGCUCUAUCCAUCCGCCAAACAAAUUGAAAUGGAUGAAAUAGAAGAAUUAACCAUGGAUCAGGUACUUAAGUCCUUCUGCAAUGGUAUGAAAUCAAUUGCUAAUACAUGGACAGGAAAUGAUGAAUGGAUGAUCAAAUGCAAUGUUGAUAUGUUCAACCUUGAGACCAACAAUUUGGAACUCUAUGCACUUGCAAUGCUUGAAGACAUGAUCAAGCUUACCGGUGAAAGGAUGUUUGCCGAAGAAGAGGAGAUGGUUGAUAGUCCAAAUUCUUUUAGUAGGCUUUUGUUUGAGCCUUCUUCUCCAUUGACCCCAACUUCUGUCCUUCCUGAAGUGUGCAAUACUACACAUAAACGAAUUGGGAGACUUAACCCCAUUGAUAAUCAACACCUCACAUUCAAUAUGUCUCCACAUACAGUGGUUCAAGAUUCCAAGUAUAUGGUCCAUAUAACAAAUACAUCCAAAACAUUAAAGAAAGAAGACUUCCAAGUAAAAAUUGACGAAGAUGAUAUGCUAUACUCACCUAAGGAUGUAAUUGCAAAAAUGGAAGCCGGUAGAGAAGAAAGUUUUAAGAAAAAUCAGAUUGAUGGUUCUAUUGUUCAAUUGAUUCCUACUUGUAUCACUAUGGAUAUGGUUUUACAAACACCUUCACUCACAAAGCUUAGACGAAAUGCACAAAAAGAAGAAUUGACAUUUACUAUAUCAUUCAAUGGAGUAAAACCACAAACAUCAAUGUCUACAUCAUCAAUGUCAAACUUUUCAUCAAAUCUUAAGCCAACACAAUCACCUCCACCGCCACCGUCUCCUCUUCCGAUAAUAACAAAGCAUGUUUCGCUUCCUCAAACUCUCCCUCCACCUCCACCCCCACCACCCCCACCACAACAAACAUCAAUAAUAAAAUCUACAAAUAUAACAAGUCCACCCCCACCACUACCACUUCCCAUUAGACCAAACAAUAUGACAUUAUCUCCACCUCUAAUGCAAGCUACAAGAAACCUUCCUCCCCCUACUCCACCACCACCACCACCCAUGAUAUCGUGUAAUUUGGUAUCUGUUUCCCCUCCACCACCACCACCACCCAUGAUAUCGUGUAAUUUUCUAUGUGUUUCCCCUCCUCCACCUCCUUCCCCUCUUCCGUAUCCUAACGUAAGAGACACAAUACAACAAUCUCAUUCGACAGUUAGUUCAAAUGGUGUAAUGUCAGUACCACCUCCCCCAAUUCCCAUGGGAAAAGGAGUUUUAGGUCCACCACCUCCUCCUCCCUUGAUUGGUACUAAGAGUCCUCACGCCAAGAAAGGUUCUAAGUUGAAGCGUUCCUCACAAAUGGGUAACCUUUAUCGAUUUCUCAAGGUAAAAGUGGAGGGCUCAAAUUUGGAAACUAAGUUGGGGAGAAAGGGAAAAAUAAGUUCUUCUUCAGGAGGCAAACAAGGAAUGACCGAUGCACUAGUAGAGAUGACAAAAAGGUCAACCUAUUUCCAACAAAUUGAAGAGGAUGUUAAAAAGCAUGCAACUGAAAUUAAGGAGAUGACAAUGGCAAUCACAAAUUUCCAAACAUCAGACAUGACCGAACUAAUCCAGUUUCAUAAACACGUUGAAUCACACCUUGAAAAAUUAACAGAUGAAUCUCAGGUGCUAGCAAGAUUUGAGGAUUUUCCAACAAAGAAGUUGGAGGCAUUGAGAAUGGCAGCAACACUCUAUAACAAGCUAGAUGUUAUAGCUUGCACCUUAAAAAAAUGGCCAAAGGAAUCACCAGUGAGCCAGCUUCUUGACAAAUCUGAGAGUUACAUCAACAAAAUCAAAGGAGAUCUUGAGAAGAUAGAGCAAUCUAAGGACGAAGAAGAGAAGAAAUAUGCAAGUCACAAGAUAAACUUUGAUUUUUCAAUCCUUGUACGUAUCAAAGAGUUUAUGGUAGACGUCUCCUCAAACUGUAUGGAGUUGGCACUAAAGGAGUGGAGAGAUUCAAAUGCAAGGGAGAAAAAAUGUGAUGAGGUAUCAAACAACAGGCAGAAAAAUGGAACACCUGAUUAAGCGGGGGGGUAGAAUGAUUGGUCUCCGGUGACCGAAGAUUGUGCAGGGACGGAAGAUGGAUGCUUGGUCUCCGGUGGCCAAAUAUCAUGGACAAAGUGUGGGGCUAGAGACUGGAACAGAUUUGGAUUUGAGGAUGAAUGAGAGGCAAGAUGAGGAAGAAACUACAGCACUAGAAACUACUGCUGGAUCACCCCCCUCCUGAACCGCGACCAGGAGUGGAAGAGAGUCUAGAGUUUGGAAACAUCUUUUUAAUUUUAUUGUUUGCUUGCGAUUUAUUUUUCAUGAUCAGAAUGCAUAUUUUUCUGUUGGUUACUUUUAUUAUUGUAAGACAUAACCUUCGUUGGCUCAUUUAUGCCCAUUAUAUGAUCAACGAGUUAUAUUGCUUUUUUGG